AUGAGAAAUCACAACUCAAGACUCGUCCACAAAUUUUACCAUAGCCUAUGCUGUAUGGCUCCUCCAGAAACUCUGAGUUCGUCAGUGCUCGUGGCAACUGUCCUGUCCUUCAUCUUUAGCUUCCUACUAGUUCCUGCCUUACCACUUGAUAGAACACCCAACAAUAAUGAUCUCCAAACCCUCCUUUGUCUCAGGUCCAAUCUUUCUGACCCUGCCGGGCUUCUUGCCUCAUGGAAGAACGAUUCCCUCGAAUUUUGCACUUGGGCUGGUGUUAGCUGCGGGGAGAGGCACAAAUCUCGUGUUGUCGCGCUGAACCUCGACUCGCUCGAGCUCAGUGGCCAAAUACCUGCCUGUAUUGCCAAUCUCACUUUCCUCGAAAGAAUCCACUUCCCAAAUAACCACCUUACUGGCCCAAUUCCUUAUGAGCUUGGCCAACUGAAAUGGUUGCACUACCUUAACCUCAGUUCAAACAAUCUCAGUGAUGUGAUCCCAGAAACACUGUCUUCCUGCUCUCGUCUUCGGAUCGUCGAUCUUUGGGGCGAAUUCUCUCCAAGUCUUUCAGGCGCCAUACCUUCUUCACUAGGGAACCUAUCUUCCCUUGUCAAGCUCUUGCUUGCAUACAACAAUCUUGAAGGUAGCAUCCCAGCGAGCAUAGGUAAAAUACCAAACCUGAAAGCAUUGGACCUGACUUACAACUUCUUGUCAGGAUCUGUCCCAGCCUCCAUUUACAAUAUGUCAGCUCUGACAUACCUUGGCAUUGCCACGAACACCUUGGUGGGGGAGAUUCCACAUGACAUUGGGUACACCCUCCCAAGGAUAAAGAAAUUGAUCUUUGAAGAGAACCAAUUCCAUGGUAAAAUCCCUGCUUCGCUAGCGAAUGCGACCAAUCUUACGGGCUCGCUUCCCAACUUGGUGGAGCUAAGUCUAGGCACGAACCAACUUGAAGCUGGAGAUUGGUCUUUCCUGUCCUCACUAGCCAAUUGCACACGGCUGGUCACCUUAGAUUUAUCAGAAAACAGAAUCCAAGGAACACUGCCAAAUUCCAUUGGUGGCCUUCCAAACAGCUUGCAAUUUUUGCUGUUGUCAGCAAAUGAUAUAUCUGGGACAAUACCUCCAGAGAUAGGGUACCUCACAAACCUUGUCGUUCUUCACAUGGAGAGCAAUCGGUUCACCGGAAGCAUCCCAGAUGCAGUCGGAAAUCUUUCGAGUUUAUUUCGACUAAGCUUAUCACAGAACAAGCUUUCUGGACGAAUUCCACUCUCGGUCAGUAACCUGAGUCAACUAAGUGAGCUCUAUUUACAGGCCAAUGAUUUCAGUGGUCCGAUCCCAGGUGCUUUUGGCGACUGCAAAAAUUUGAGAAUGUUGAACAUCUCUUGCAACAACCUUGAUGGUGGCAUACCAAAGCAGCUGCUGACUCUUUCAUCCCUUUCUGAUGGCUUGGAUUUGUCCCACAACCAACUCUCUGGACAAAUACCACCUGAGGUUGGUGAGCUGAUCAAUCUCGGUCUGCUCAAUGUUUCCAAUAACCAGUUGUCUGGACAGAUUCCCUCCACCCUAGAACAGUGUGUCCACCUGGAGUCCCUCCACAUGGAAGGGAACCUUCUGGAAGGAAAAAUCCCAAAUUCAUUCGCCGAAUUGAGAGGCAUCAUCAAGCUAGACCUGUCCAGAAAUAACCUUUCUGGAGCAAUACCUGAACUAUUUGAGUUCUUCGGCUCCUUGAUCCUCAAUUUGUCGUUCAACAGCCUCCAAGGUCCAGUACCCACAGGUGGGAUCUUUGGCAAUAAAAGUGCGGUAUACAUUCAGGGGAACAAGAACUUAUGUGGGAGCACCCCAUUGCUAGCAUUGCCACUUUGUGAUGCAAUGGCCUCCAGAAAAAACCAUGGUUUUAAGAUUCUGAAGGUGCUAGGAUUUAGUGCUCUUUCUUUCCUCCUGCUAGCAUGCGCAGUGGCCAUCUUUUUGAAGAGGAAGAAAGUCAGACAGGCAGCUCAUUCAUCCUGCAGGGAAUUGAAAAGGUUUUCAUAUGCUGAUUUAGCCAAAGCAACGAAUAAUUUCUCCUCAAACAACUUGAUUGGUUCAGGAAAUUCUGGAUCAGUUUACAAAGGUAGAUUUGAGUUUGAAGAACAUACAGUUGCUAUCAAGGUUUUUAAAGUCAAUCAACUUGGUGUGCCAAAGAGCUUCCUUUCUGAGUGUGAGGCACUGAGGAACACUCGUCAUCGUAAUCUUGUAAGGGUGAUUACUGCAUGCUCAACAUGUGAUCCAUCAGGACAUCAGUUCAAAGCUCUUAUUCUUGAAUAUAUGCCUAAUGGUAGCCUAGAGAGCUGGCUCUAUCCUGAUCAGAACAAGUAUGGAUUGGAAAGAUCAUUAAGUUUUGGCUCCAGAAUAACAAUAGUGAUGGACAUAGCUUCUGCUUUGGAUUAUCUGCAUAACCAUUGCAUGCCUCCUGUAGUCCAUUGUGAUCUGAAGCCCAGCAAUGUCCUUCUUGAUGAUGACAUGGGUGCACAUCUUGCUGACUUCGGGUUAGCUAAAUUUCUUCAAAGUUCGAGUCAUUCAUGCCAUCAAAGUUCUACAAGCUUACUGGGACCAAGAGGAUCAAUUGGGUACAUUGCACCAGGUGAAAACUUUUUCCCUCAAAACUGGGCAUUGUAA
Miscanthus lutarioriparius is the source of this 2646-nucleotide messenger RNA. The record is from the annotation of a GenBank genome assembly. Lineage: Eukaryota; Viridiplantae; Streptophyta; Magnoliopsida; Poales; Poaceae.